Messenger RNA from Hermetia illucens (black soldier fly), 710 nucleotides. RefSeq lists its product as uncharacterized. The transcript has 4 exons. Bases 71 to 625 code for a protein of 184 amino acids. Lineage: Eukaryota; Metazoa; Arthropoda; Insecta; Diptera; Stratiomyidae. The record is from RefSeq and is a predicted model, not a curated record.
CUUCAUCAAGAGUAUUUAAAUCCAUGUUCAUUGUGGGUCAGGUUGAGUCAAUCUGUAGCAACUAGAUAAUAUGUGGCUGCAUUGUUCCAAGUGGAGUUUAGCCCUGGCUGUAUUUCUCAGUGCAGUGACCACAAUUAAGGCACGCGAGUAUGAGGUUCUAAGGGUUGAAACAGAAUUUCAACCGGACAAGCUUUGCGACUUGUCAAAAAUAAGAGUUAAAAAACUUCGCCCAGGUGUGUAUGGUUUCGAUGGACAAGCAGAAGUUUUGCAGACAGUUGGCAAUGACACAAAGGUCGCAAUUAAACUGUACUACAGUGCAAACGGGGCGGACAAGUAUCAGCUAUUGCCACAUCACCUAAAUCCAGGAAGCGUAUGUGACUUCAUGAAUAAUGAUUACAAAAAGUAUGUUCCAGAUUUGUAUAAAGUAUCUGAUUUUCCACACGUCGAAGAUGAGUACUAUUGUCCGCUACCUAAGGGUGUUUACAAAGUGAGGAAGUACCAAUUUGACUUUGAGUCUUUGCCGAAAAUUUUCAAGCCAGGUUACUACAAAGCUCAAGGGAUAAUUGAACUCGAUAAUGGGGACAAAUCUAUAAUCAACGUUUUCGUCAAAGUAAACGGCCCUUGAUUGACCGCUUCUUCUCUGAUCAUUAUUUCCUUGAUUGUAAAACUUAAAGUGGAUCAAUAAAGCAGGAAGAACAUUGGGAACCAAA